Ruditapes philippinarum (Manila clam) is the source of this 5858-nucleotide messenger RNA. RefSeq names its product transient receptor potential cation channel subfamily A member 1 homolog. Gene Ontology annotation, biological process: monoatomic ion transport; transmembrane transport. The record is from RefSeq and is a predicted model, not a curated record. Gene Ontology annotation, cellular component: membrane. The transcript is spliced from 30 exons. Gene Ontology annotation, molecular function: protein binding; monoatomic ion channel activity. Lineage: Eukaryota; Metazoa; Mollusca; Bivalvia; Venerida; Veneridae. Bases 447 to 4091 code for a protein of 1214 amino acids.
UAGUGCGUCGGAAAAGAUCGAUAAGGUAUCGUGACUUAUUGAGUAAAAUAGUGUUUGAUUAUAACCAAUUAUCAAGUUUGUACAAGAACUAACAAAAUAUUGGAAAAUUUAAGUUAACGGACACACUUCAUUGGCUGUUCAAAUACCUCUAUUUUUUAUCGAACGUAAAUAUACCUUUUUAACACUGUUUAAUAGUGACACUACGCCGUUCUUAUUGACAUAAUAGUUUAAUUUUAGUUAGGACAAGGUUGAGGAUAAAAAGUUAUAUUUCAUACGACCUUUAUAAAAUUAAUUUGUGCUUUUUAUGAAAUAUUCACAUUCAGAUAUUUUGGAUUUAAUCAAGCAGACGAUUUUUACUGAUGAGUUUAUCCAUCAUUUGGAGUAGACAGAUAUCAAGCAUCUUUUACAGGCUGCAAUUGUAAAAAAGCAGCAGAAAAGUUUGCAAGAUGAAUUCUGUUGCGCCGGUUGACGAUUUAGAUCCGAUUACGGGUGCUGAUAGUGGCGCCGAAGAAGCAGACGAUACUUUUCCGGAAGGAAUUGUAAACCCCGCCUCGUACCGUGAACCGGAAGAGGAUCUGGAUGGCAUUAAGAUUACGUUUAAUCUGUUACAGUGCGCCAGGAAUAAUUAUGUCGAUGCAGCCCAGAGACUGAUGAAAGAUGAGAAAUGUUUGAAAGAAAUCAACAAUGAGGAUGAAGAAGGUUUAACUCCGUUACAUUAUGCUGCCAGAUAUAACCAUUUCACAAUCGUGAAACUGUUGGUGGAAAAUGGAGCAGAUGUGAACUCGGAGGAUCGCGAGGGGUUAACGCCAUUACAUUACGCAUGUAGGAUCAAACGGAAACGGAAGAAAUCCAAGCAGACGAGACUAAAUUUGGCUCUGAGUGAAACUAUGGACAACUCGCCGGUUAGAGGAAUGGUGAGCCCCUUAGGUGGAAACGAUUCGGAUAGCUCUGCGGAGACACAAGUGUCGUUAUAUGGCGGAAGACAAAUAGACCCGGAUGCCUCAGCAAUACAUUAUCUGAUCCAGCACGGAGCUGUCAUCACACAUCAAGAUGAUUACGGUCUUACGGCACUCCAUCACGCGGCGUUACGCGGUGACGAGGUUGCCUGUCAACAACUUCUCUUACAUGCCACAGAAGAAAUGCCACUUAUACAUGCAAAAGACAUACAGCAGAUGACGCCGCUUCAUACCGCGUGUUGUCAGUGCGAGUCUGAUAUUGCCAGGCAGCUGAUACUAGCGGGGGCGGAUAUUAGGUGUGUCGAUGAUGAACAGUCCACGCCCCUUCACGAGACAGCUACUGUUGGUGACACUAAAAUAUUGAGAGUGAUUUUAGAGUCGUGCAAAAAGGGUGAACAAUGGGACAAAAGCAAAUUGGCGGAAGUGUUGUCGGACAAAGACGAGGACGGAAACACGCCAUUAAUGUUGGCAGUGGAGUCAGGAAGAUACAAAUUUGCCGUAAAUCUGAUUAAUAAAGGUGCAGCUAUUAAUACGACAAACAAAUGGCACAUGACACCGUUACAUCUUGCCGCCAUCAAAGGAGAUAUACGUAUUGUGAAACUGCUGAUAGAACAAGGCGCCAAAAUAAACGCAUUGAAUCACGAACACCAAUCACCAUUACAUAAAGCGGCUUUGUUUAACAAUGAAGACUGCAUAUCAUGUCUUUUAGAUAAUGGCGCCAACUUGGAGUCCAAGGAUAAAGACAAUUUUACGCCGUUACUUUUGGCGGCAUGUUACGGCCAUGCUAAAUCAGUGGAGCUGUUGAUAAACAGAGGAGCUGAUAUGUCAGUAGAGGACAAGAAUGACAGAACUGCUGUAUACCUCGCUGCUGAAGAGGACCAACUCGAUGUUCUAGAAGUUUUAUUACGUCAUAACAAAGAGAAAUACAUGGUAAAUCAUCGUGAUGAAUGCAGUAAUGGGCCUCUACAUAUAGCAUCCAAAUUAGGUCAUCUCAGAAUUGUUAAGUGUUUGCUCAAUAAUGGCGCUGAUCUGUUUUGUAAGAAUGAUAUGGAACAAACUCCUAUCCAUAUGGCAUCUGUAAAUGGGUGGACAAGUGUCGUUCGUGAGAUUGUUAGCAAAGAGAAGAACACGAUGAGUGAUGGAGACGAGGAUUCGAACACGGCCCUACAUCUAGCUGCAUCAGGAGGUCAUGUCAAACUUGUUGAAACAUUGCUCAGUCUGGGUGCUGAACCCGAAGUCAGAAACAGCGCGUUACGGACACCACUUGCUUGUGCCGCUGCUCAGGGAUAUAUGAAAACAGUGAAAGUUUUGGCGGAAUCAGAUGCGAUGAUUGAUGCCACAGACAAAGUUGACAUGACCCCAUUGUUGUUAGCAUCUAUGAAUGGUCAUGCUAAUGUAGUGGACUAUCUUAUUGUUAAAAAGAAUGCUGACGUCACAUUACGUAACCUUGACGGUCAUAACUGCCUCGAUCUGGCCGUAAAAGAGGAUCACCAGGAUGUUGCCAUGGAAAUUGUCAAAUCUAGUUCCUGGAAGCACGCUCUAAGAAACACUGUCAUAGAGAAAGGGAUGGUUAACACACCACUUAGAAGACUUAUCAGGAAAAUGCCAGAGGUUGCAGAAGUUGUAUUCGAUAAUUGCAUUGAGGUCAACAAACCGGAAGAUGGUAGUCAGGCGAAACUGAAUCACCGGCAUAAGGUGGAGUUUAACUUUGAGUUUCUAGACGACCUGUACAGUAUACACGAGUGGAGGAAAAAGCGGACAAACAGACGACGAGAGAAAAUGAAGAUUAAAGAUACUGGAAAGUUGGAGCCCGAGAAGGAAAUAUUAGACGGAUUCGACUGGGAUAAACUUAAACCAUUCAAACCUAGAGCGUCGAUGAUAACAGAUUAUUUGUUUGAUAAAGAGUUAGUUCCGUACACGACAGAAUCAAAUAUAUUUCUAAGAAAUCAUCCAAUGAACAUCAUGGUUGCUUCCUCCAGUGAAGAACUUUUAGAUCACCCAUUGGUAACUGCUUUACGACGUCAUAAGUGGGUCAGCUUUGGUCGUCUGUUUUAUUACGUCAGCUUCGUAUCUUACCUCAUUUUCCUUUCGUUCCUGACAGGAUAUAUCUUAGUCACAUUACCUCCCUUUGCUAUUGACAAGAGUAAUUUUGACAGUGUUGAUGGUGAUAAUGAUUGUGAGAAGUAUGAGAACACGGGGCAUAAAGAACACACGUUUGCAAAGAUAGCAAAAUAUGUGAUCCUUGUGAUGGAUAUUAUCUACAUUAUCAAGGAGUGUGUUCAAGCAUUUCACGGAAGAUUGGGCUAUAUCAAUAUAGAAAACGCUUUAGAAGUGUCUGUAUUUAUAUCAAGUUUUCUCCUUGUGCUUGAUGUGAAAGCAUGCCAGAGCCAGACAGGAUACAGAAUGCCAUGGCAGUGGAACUUCGGCAGCAUAUCUAUUGUUUUAGCUUGGAUAAUGCUUGUGCUUUUUAUUCAAAAGUUUCCUAAACUCGGAAUUUAUGUUGUUAUGUUCAGAUACAUUCUCUAUACUUUCUUCAAAUUCUUCCUCGUGUUCGUCUUGUUUAUCAUUGCAUUUGGUCUAGGAUUCUUUUGUCUCUUACAGAACCAGACUCCCUAUUCUACGGCAUGGAAUGCUAUUAUACGGACCUCUGUCAUGAUGAUAGGAGAGUUUGACUAUAAUGAUAUAUUCCAUGGCGAGGAUGACAUGCAUUAUUGGUUGACAUACGUUUUGUUCUGUGCUUUUCUUAUUGUCAUGACCAUCAUCAUCAUGAACUUAUUGGUUGGUUUGGCUGUAGAUGACAUCAAAGGUGUUCAGGAUCAAGCAACAUUGAAAAGAAUUGCAAUGAAGGUACAACUUGUGUUAGACAUAGAGAGGAUAAAUAUUAAGUUUACAAGCCGCUAUUAUGAACGGUGUUUGGUGGAAUACUACGAUGAUUAUGAGGAAAUGCAAUUAGCCAUACGACACUCAAAGGAGUUUGAAGAUCAGAUGCACAAGAGCCAACAGAAAAUGUUGAAGAAGGUGGACAAGGUGAAGAAUACAGUUAAAUCAUUAAAGAAUGAUAUCUCUAGACUUGAAGAUAUGUUAGGAACAAUUAUGAAAGCUCAAGAUAUCAGCAUGAAUACAGAUGAUAUCUAGAGAAUCGUGAUGCUGACGAAUGAUAUUUCGUGAAUAACGAUACACUCGGGUUAUAUUUAGCGAAUCACGAUACAAAAAUGAUAGUUAUAUUUAGCGAAUCACGAGGCAUACGAAUGAUAUUUUGUGAAUCACGAUGCCGACGGAUGAUAUGUACAGAAUGAACAUAAUUCAAAGAAUGCAUGAUGGCAAAUUAACGAGAAAGUGAUUGAAAUGAUAUACAUGUGUUAGGAUAGUAUAGGAUAUCUAGUAAUUUCGAUGACAUUGGGGAGGUUUCAGUGUUGCUGCACGGAUACCAUUGGCAUGUAUCUGAAAUUCUCGAGCUUUAGUGCAUUUUUGUUAUGAGAAUCAUGAUUUUCGAACUGGCAUUGGCAUUCACUUUUAAUAAGUUGUUUUCAUUAAGUAUGAGUUGUUAAUUGAGAUUAUAAUGUAUAUAAUGCAUUCAUGAAUAUAAGCUCAUAUUAAGCUUGUCAUACUCGGUUCUAAAAUUAACCAUGUCAAAGUUACCACACAUUCCACGUUUUAUUUAAUUUCUGCAUCCGCGGAAAAAACUUUGUAUUUCAUAAAUAAAUACAUUUUCUAAAAAAGGUACAAUCAAUAUGCACUGGUGUAGUUAGUUUUCGACCAUGAAGCAGCAUGCCUCAAGACUUAAGCUUAUUUUUAUGAAAAUAUUGAAAAUGUAUUUAAAAGUAAAAUAUUGUGCAGUGAACAAUUAUAGUAAUUUACAAUUACGGUCCUCGUAAAUUACCAAACUGAUCAAAAUGUGUUGAAUUAGCCCUUGCUGCGUUAGACACGCAGUUGAAAUAUAGUGAUAAAUACUGCAAAAUAGAAAUCACCAAUGAGUCGUUAAUCGAAAGUUAAUACUUUAAUCGUUUUUACUUUUCUUAAAAUCUGCAUCAUACAUCUUUUACGUUUGAUUUCAUGAAAUAUUUUGCCUCAUAUGAAGGCAUGCAGCUUUAAGGAAAAAUUGAAUGUUACUUUUGAUAGAGAUAGUUGAUUCGGAAUGAAUAAAAUGUGUACCAGUGUUUGGUGGUCAGUAUGAUUUAUUUUUAUAUGCUGAAACGGGUAAUAUUUAUAUUUAACGUAGUGAAUCAUUUUACAUAACAGGACUUAUAUCUAUUUAAUUUAAUAUGUAGUUUCUAGUCUUGCUUGGGCGAUAUAAGUUUAUAAUGUAAAAAAUGAAAAAUAUUAACUGGAGCUAUACGUGUUCUUUUUAUUACUGAAAAAGAUUUCUGCAUGCAGAAGACAUAGUUUAGAUAUAACUUGUUUCAAGAAUUUUUUUUUUGGUCCGUCAAGAAAACUGAAUUAGAAAAUUAUGUUUCAAAACUUUAUAUCACUUCUUGCGUUCACGCAUUUAUUUAGUAAAGCAUAUAGUUGUUACUGGCAUGGAGAGAGAUCACUUACAAACUGAUGCUCUUACUGUAAAUAUUUAAAGGUAUAUUUUUCUAACUUUGUUCUUCAUGUACAAAUUUUCAACCACAUGUUUAAAGCUUUUUUUUGCAAGGCGUGGUAUUCUUAGUUUCUAUUUUUAUGCAUACAAUUUGUCGCGAUGAAACAAUGUAUAUUAAUUGUGCGAAAAUCAUUAAAAACAAUGAAAAUCACUAUAUUACUUACAUUAAAAGGGCGUUAAACACUUUUAUAUAUUACUAUACAUGUAUACUACUAUACUGCACUCUGUGAUAAAUUCAUGAUUUUAUAUUUAUUGUUUUUAAAUACUUUAGUAUAAUUGAAGCAUUUUGAUACUUCGUAUGUCUUGAAAUAAAUAUGUAU